Camellia sinensis is the source of this 654-nucleotide messenger RNA. Its product is annotated as 3-hydroxy-3-methylglutaryl coenzyme A reductase 1-like. The record is from RefSeq and is a predicted model, not a curated record. Gene Ontology annotation, biological process: coenzyme A metabolic process; isoprenoid biosynthetic process; sterol biosynthetic process. Lineage: Eukaryota; Viridiplantae; Streptophyta; Magnoliopsida; Ericales; Theaceae. Gene Ontology annotation, cellular component: peroxisomal membrane; endoplasmic reticulum membrane. Gene Ontology annotation, molecular function: hydroxymethylglutaryl-CoA reductase (NADPH) activity.
AUGGACGUCCGCCGGAUACCUCCUAAACCUUCCCUCCCCGAAAACCACCAACACCACCACCGUCUCCACCACAAGAAAUCAUCAUCGUCAUUGUCCUCCUCAUCCCCAAAAGCCUCUGAUGCCUUACCUCUCCCUCUAUACCUAACUAACGGCAUUUUCUUCACGCUCUUCUUCUCUGUGGCCUACUACCUCCUCCACCGUUGGCGCGAUAAGAUCCGAUCCUCCACCACUCUCCACGUCGUCACUCUCUCCGAACUCGCCGCCAUCGCCUCCCUCAUCGCUUCCUUCAUCUACCUCCUCGGUUUCUUCGGCAUUGGUUUCAUCCAAUCCUUCAUCACCCGUGUUUCUCACGACGCCUGGGACAUUGACGACGACUGCUUCAUCCUCGAAGAAGAUCGCCGCCUCCUUCUUUGCUCCUCCUCCGCCGUUGUUGAUUGCGCCGUCCCCCCUCCUGUGCCUAAACUGAUGGAACCGCCGCCUAUGCUUUCGAACGAAGAAAUCGUCAAAUCGGUGGUUUCUGGUUCGAUUCCUUCCUAUUCGCUCGAACCAAAACUUGGCGAUUGUUACCGUGCAGCGUCGAUUCGACGCGAGGCGAUGCAGAGGCUCACAGGGAGGUCUCUAGUUGGACGAUGUGGGAUGUAUAUGAAAGUUUGA